Darwinula stevensoni is the source of this 1486-nucleotide messenger RNA. Lineage: Eukaryota; Metazoa; Arthropoda; Ostracoda; Podocopida; Darwinulidae. The record is from the annotation of a GenBank genome assembly.
CCAAAGUUUCCAAAGUGCAAAAGAUGACUUGAAAAUUGAUUGAUUGUGCCACUUAGGUGACACUUUCUUGUACUAGUCAAUGGUAUCUCCUGCAAGACCCAGGACAUCCUAUCAACAAGUUUCUCAUCUUCAUGGUAUCUUUGGUUACUGUGGUCUCAGGUGUCUUCCCCUUUCCCUGUGAAUGUGAUCCAAAUCUGCCUCGUCUUAUUUCCUACUGGGCAAAAUGAGGAUGGGGCGUGUUCGACCUUCUCGUUGCCUAGUUUACUGUGUCUUCAUUGGCAUCUUUGCCAUCGGCAUUCUCACCUGCUACAGAUGGUACACCAUGGAGUACCUGAGUUAUGAUCAGGGGAUUCUGCAGUGGCAUAUGGAAUCUGCUAUCAUGCAAGAGAGGGAGAGGGAGGUGAAGCCACGAGAAGGAAUGCAGGCCUGCAAGCAUCCUGAUCUCCCUGUGCAUGACCCCACCAUCAUGAAAUUCUUCCAGACCAAUUUCACCAUCAGUUGUGAUCAAAAGGACCCAGAUUGGGUUGAGGUCAAAGGUCCUGUCAUCUCCAUUAGUGACAGUGCAGUUCGCAUCCAUGGUGACAUCACUUGCAAAGCCAAAGAAUUGCUACGUGUGACUGAUGACUUGAACAAGCUGGCAGAAGCAGUGGAGUUCAUGCAAUCCUACAAGCUGAUGCAGUCAGAUUUUGCUGAGAUCACCUGUCUGGCCAAGGAUGGCACCAAAUGGAAGAGCAUUGUGGCUGGGAUUCAGAAACAAGACAUAAAGAAGGAAAAGAUUGGCUGGCAGUAUGCUUCCAGUGAUGGCCUCCCACUGAAUGUCCUUAUCUGGGGAUAUGAUUCCCUGUCAAGAAAUACCUUCAUCCGCAAGUUACCCCUGGCAUAUAAGUACCUGACAGAAACUUUGGAGGCCAUCGUUCUCCAUGGGUACAACAUUGUUGGGGAUGGGACUCCCCAGGCUCUCACUCCCAUCCUUACUGGUCGGACAGAGCUGGAGCUGCCAGAUUGUAGGAAGCGUGUUGGAGAGAAAGCCCAUCAUGUAGAUGUCUACCCUAUGAUAUGGAAAGACUUCCGGCAGUAUGGGUAUGUCACUGUUUUGCUAAAUGCUUCUAAGGGGCUUUCCCCUCCGAACCUCCAAAUGGCCCUUCUGGGGGGGUACAUGACCACCAGAACCCCAGUGCACAUGAUGGACUCACUUCUCAUGCCUGCUGAAUUGGGAACAAGAACCAUGGUGCUUGCUGAAGCCAAGAAGCACUCAAAUCCAUACCUCUACCGUAAGAAAGGAGGCGGAAGUGAUAAUUCUAAGGGAGAUGUGCUCCAGACGUUGAUGUGCAUUCCAAAGCUUGGAGAGAGAAAAGCUGCAGAUUUGCUCAAGACAUUUGGAUCCUUGCCUGGCAUUGUCAGUGCAUCUCAGACAGAGUUAGCUCGAGUCAUUGGUCCAGCUCUUGCUGGAUCUGUCAAGACUUGGCUUAAUGGAUCUAAGAGUUGA